AUGGAGAUUCCGGCCAAAUUGCCGUUCUCCAAGCGCCGGCUCCGACCGCGCGUAGUCAUUUCGUACAUUUUCGACUAUGUGAUCCUAAUCGCCUGUGUGAUCGGCUUUUGGAUCCUCGAUUCCCUUGAACCAUACCAUCAACACUUCUCUCUCAAUAACAUCUCCCUCCAAUACCCAUAUGCCGUCCACGAGCGCAUCCCAAUCCAAUACGCCCUCUGCAUCUCCGGCCUCUUCCCGCUGGUCCUCAUUAUCCUCUAUACCCUUUUCAUCGAUGGCCUUUUCUCUCACCAUAAACCCCAGGACCCAGUUUCCGGCAAGCGCAAGUUGCGGGGUCCGUGGCGCUGGAAGGAUCGCUUAUGGGAAAUGAACUGCGGUAUCCUCGGUCUACUGCUAUCACAGGCAUUGGCUUUCCUCAUUACACAGGUAUUGAAGAAUGCGUGUGGCAAGCCCCGACCCGACAUAAUUGAUCGGUGCCAACCGCGGGCGGGAAGCCAUGAUGCGACUCCUUACGGGUUAUCCAAUUCCACAAUUUGCACUGGAGAGGCAUCCUUGAUCAAAGAUGGAUUCCGAUCGUGGCCAUCCGGCCAUAGCAGUUCCUCAUUCGCAGGACUAUUUUACACCUCUUUAUGGGCAGGCGGCAAGCUGCAUAUCCUCGACAAUCGAGGUGAAACAUGGAAGACCCUUCUCGUCACGAUCCCGAUCCUUGCCGCAACCCUUGUCGCAGUGAGUCGCAUCAUGGAUGCACGCCAUCAUCCCUUCGACGUCAUAACCGGCUCAUUCCUCGGUGUCGCAUGCGCAAUCCUCUCAUACCAUCAAUACUUCCCUCCAAUCACUCAGCCCUGGCGCAAGGGCCGCGCAUACCCGAUCCGAACAUGGGGAACAUCACCCGCAGUCCCGAUCGACGCGAAAUUCAGCGCAUUAAAUGAGAGCCAAACGGCUUUGCGCAGUCCCGAGGCAGAGCGAUUAAACGCACCUAGUUUGCGUGGGCGCUCCUUAUCUCCGAAUCAGCCGGUCGUUCCUGGCGCGACGGGAUACGCGAAUCCUACAAGCCCACAUAUGACGCAGGUGUAUCCUCGUCGCGCACAUGAUCAUGACCCGGAUGGAAACUGGUCGUCGAGUGAAGAGGAUGUUGGGGAUGGGUAUGAGGCGCAGAAUGGAUAUGCGAUGACACAGAAUCCUGGUGUCAAUCGUAAUUCGGUGUCGUUUGAUGCUCCUACUACCUAUCCUCCUGCCUAUCAGUCGCAGAUGCCCACGGUACCUGUUGGAGCCGUUCCAUAUUCAUCACCGGGUGCUCAUGGUCAUAUUAGCCAACAGCGAUCACUGAAUGAUAUUGCGGAGAGACAGGUAUAA
Penicillium malachiteum is the source of this 1350-nucleotide messenger RNA. Its product is annotated as phosphatase PAP2 family protein. Lineage: Eukaryota; Fungi; Ascomycota; Eurotiomycetes; Eurotiales; Aspergillaceae. Gene Ontology annotation, molecular function: phosphatidate phosphatase activity. The record is from RefSeq and is a predicted model, not a curated record. The transcript is spliced from 5 exons. Bases 1 to 1350 code for a protein of 449 amino acids. Gene Ontology annotation, biological process: phospholipid metabolic process.